This is a messenger RNA of Drosophila rhopaloa, 655 nucleotides long. RefSeq names its product defense protein l(2)34Fc (gene l(2)34Fc). The transcript has 2 exons. Gene Ontology annotation, molecular function: oxidoreductase activity, acting on metal ions. The coding region runs from base 42 to 521 and encodes 159 amino acids. The record is from RefSeq and is a predicted model, not a curated record. Lineage: Eukaryota; Metazoa; Arthropoda; Insecta; Diptera; Drosophilidae.
UUUUUCUUUUGUGCUGUUAGUGUCUGUUUUUUAGUGCAGCUAUGUUCCGUCUUCUGGUGAUCCUGGCCUGCCUGGCCAUCAGUGUCCACGGCUACGCCAAUGGUGCUCCGAAAACCGCUUGCGGGGAUCUGACGCCCCAGCACGGCGCCAAGUUGCAGACGGAUAAGCCGCCGUACUUCAUCUCUGGACUGACCCAUGUGAAUGGGGAUCAGAAGCUGAACCUGAAACUGGAAGGAGGCGACUUCCUCGGAUUCAUUAUCCAGGCUCGCGAUGGCCAGAACCGUGUGGUUGGCCAGUUCCAUGUGGUGGACAGCCAGCACUCGCAGACUUUGGAUUGCUCCGCCAAGGGCGACACCCUCACCCACUUGAAGGCCACCAAGGGAAGCCCAUUGACGUCGCUGGAGUUCGAGUGGGCGCCGCCAGCAGGAUACAAGGGCAACGUGAAGUUCAUGGCCACCGUGGUGCAGACCGGAUUCGUUUACUGGGUCGGUCGCGUCACCAAGGACGUCACCGUGGAGUAGGCCGAUGUGUUCCCCCUUCCCAGCUUGUGAUAGAAAUUUUCAUGAUUUUUCCAAAAUCUAUGUUUACCGUUAAUGCUCCGAUUAGCUUUGGAGCGUAGUAUUUUUGAAAAUAAAGUCGAAAGUUCGUUGAAGAA